This is a messenger RNA of Bradysia coprophila, 1922 nucleotides long. RefSeq lists its product as uncharacterized. The record is from RefSeq and is a predicted model, not a curated record. NCBI's taxonomy places the organism in Eukaryota, Metazoa, Arthropoda, Insecta, Diptera, Sciaridae.
UUCGGACACCGCUCUACUGUCUACAGAUAAUCUUGCGAAAAAUAUGAAUCGUCGAUUAGUUUUUGCUUUUAUUUUUUUCGGAACGUUCGAGGCUGUAUUUUCGGUUGAAAAGAAAUCUGAGUGUGUGAUAAGAAAAUCAGGAGCCUGUAGAGUAUUAAACAUCACAGAAGAUUUUGAUGAAUUCAUUCCCUUGGACGAUUUUAAGGAUAAAUCCUAUACCAAGAAAUUAAUACGCAUGUCCACAAUUAUCGAAAUUGAUUACUACAGAAACAAACUCAACUACAACCAUAACCAAACUGAGAAGCAAAAGGAAUUGGAUAUUGCCGACAAUCCGGUGGUCGAGAUACUCUUUUCAGAAGAUGAUAAUCCGAGAUACAGCUAUCGUUUGGUACUUGGCGCAAAAUUGAAUCGUUUGGCCUACAUAGAAACAGUUGAAGUAAAACGUGUCAUAAAAUAUAACAACUACUCGCCCGAUUUACCAUCCUGGCCAUUCGCCAUUAAUGUCACGGUAGAUAUGCGCACCUCCAAUACAUAUACAUCCGAUUUGAAAGUGUACACAAGAAAUGGUGAUGGAUUUGAUCGGAAGGAACCGUUCCUGAACGGAAGCUCUCAUUGGAUUGAGGUCAACUAUAUGUCUAUCAGAAACCGCAACAAAAAUUUUAAGCUCGUUGGUUUCUAUGGCUGUUCAACGAAAUACGGUCCGAAGUGCGGAACUGAAGUGACACAGACUAUUAAGGAUUGCAGGGCAAAAUUUUCCCCAGUUGGCAAUGGAUUUUUCCAGAAUUUUGUGAAUAUGUCCAAAUUUAAUGUAUUAGAGAAAAAGGAAAACAAUUAUGACCAAAUAUUCGGUGUAUACAGACGACGCAACGACAACAUGCACCUACUUUUCACGAGUAGAAAAUUUGAAACGGGAGCGUAUAUUCGAAUAACAAUAGGCGAUGAUGAAAUCUCUAUGCGCAUACGAAUGUACAAUCCGACUAGUGGGAGAUAUCAUGACAAAAAAGUAGUUAGAAAAGGCUGGACUCGACGGGAACCGUCCGAGCCUAAUUUUAUCAGAGUCAUAUUGAGUUCAGUGACAAAGAAUAUAUCAAUUCACGACCACUCGGACACCAGCAUCGGUCCUCUAAUCCUGACAAUGAAGUUAUGCAACUAUUUCGACUUUGGAGAGUCCAUCAAAUUCAUGUCAGUCACAUCUGAUGGUUUUAAAACCGUUGAUCUAUACUACGACUGUUGUGUGCCGUCUGAAUCAGAAUAUUGUCAUGUGUAUGAGAAAGACAAUAAUCGAACUAACAGUAGUUCUGCUGCAAAAACGGACAGCCAUGAAAACAUACCAGAUUCGUCGACCAAACGAUUAGAUGAAGAAUACACCACAUUCGAACCGACUCAAACAGACGCAACUACGGUGCUGAUCGAAAAUAAUUCAUCCUCAAAAAUGGAAUCAGCCACCAGGAGCCUUGAAAACAUAUCAGAUUCAACGACUAUACGACUAGACGAGGAAACAGAGGCAACAACGAUGCUGAACGAAAAUAUUUCAUCAACAACCGAAGCGGACAAUUUUUUCGAUUCUUUUUUUAAUUUUCUAUCUGGAAGGAGGGGACACGACGAAGUUGAACUGAAUGAAAUGGAAACUUUCGAAACAGGCAAAACAAAGACAAACACAUUUUUAGAUACGAGCCAAUUCGAAGGGACCGGAAGUACACAGUACGAAUAUGAAGAUGGAACAAGCCCCGAGGAUUAUUGUCCACAUGAAUUGUCAGAUGUCACAUUAAUGCGAGUCACAACAGAGGCAAUGGACGAAGUUGACGACGAUGAAGAUGAUGUAAAACCUCUCAGUUACACAGGUAAUAACCGUGGUGGAUUGAAUUCUGCGUUGUUGGCCAGAUUAAUCGGUUGAAGGGAUAUUUUACUCUGUCUUGAUGCCU